GUGAGCGCUUCCGCCGCCCCCCUCGCGGCUCCCCUCUCGCGGGCGUGAGGAGCGGACCGCGGAGCUGCGCUGAUCUCGGUCCUCCUCACCGUCGCUCCGCACUGUGCCCUCGGGCUCCGACGCUCGCCUCGCGCCCUGCCUGCGGCCCCCAGCUGGAGCGCGUCUGAGGGAGCCCCCGAGGGCCGACCAGGCGCGCCGCGCGGGCAGCCGGCGGCCAGGCGGGAGAUGGUGCGCGGCACCUCGGCGGGACCGCGCCGCCUCCCGCAGCCAGCGCUCGGCUGCCCCCCGCCGGCUCCCGCCGCCCGACCGUCGCCGCGCCCCUGAGAGGAGCACCGCCUCAGCCACCGGCCGCGUCCCCCUCAGCGCCCGCAGUCGCCCGCGCCGUCUCGGCUCUGCACCCGACCUCGGCGCGGCGAACCGCUGGGGUCGCCACGGCCGCGCUCGCUGCCGCCGCCCCCCUGCGGGGGUGGCCGGGCUGCCCGGCUCGCGGGGCGCCGCUCCGGGUGAGGUGUCCACCAUGGUGAGGCCCCCGAGCCGCUGCCCGCGCGCCCCGCCGGCCGUCGUCGCCCGCCGCCCCUCGGUGCCGCCGCUGCCGCUGCUUCCCCGCCUGCUGUUGCUCCUCCAUCUCCUGAGCGGAUCACGGUGAGGGAAAGAUGAGCGAGGAGACGGCGACUUCUGACAACGAUAAUAGUUAUGCACGAGUGCGAGCUGUGGUGAUGACCAGAGAUGACUCAAGUGGUGGAUGGCUACCACUCGGAGGGAGCGGACUGAGCAGCGUCACUGUCUUCAGAGUCCCUCAUCAGGAAGAAAAUGGCUGUGCGGACUUUUUUAUCCGUGGAGAGAGACUCAGAGACAAAAUGGUGGUUUUGGAAUGUAUGCUUAAGAAAGACCUCAUCUAUAAUAAGGUCACUCCCACAUUUCACCACUGGAAGAUCGAUGACAAGAAGUUUGGCCUUACUUUUCAGAGUCCUGCUGAUGCCAGGGCUUUUGAUCGAGGCAUUCGAAGAGCUAUAGAGGAUAUUUCUCAAGGGUGCCCAGCAACAAAAACUGAGGCUGAAGGAGGAGAUGAUUUACAAACAACUGAAGAGGACACUUCCCGUUCCUUAGUGAAAGAUCAUUUUUUCCAGCAAGAGACAGUUGUUACCAGUGAUCCUUACAGAAGCUCAGACAUAAGACCGUUACCCUUUGAAGAUCUGAAUGCCAGAAGAGUCUACUUGCAAAGCCAAGUCAGCCAGAUACCAUUCGGUCAGCAAGGCCUAGACAUUCAGAGCCGAAGUAUGGAAUACGUACAGCGGCAAAUAUCUAAGGAAUGUGGGAGCCUAAAGUCCCAAACUAGGGUCCCUUUGAAGUCAAUCAGACAUGUCAGCUUUCAAGAUGAGGAUGAGAUUGUUAGAAUAAAUCCUCGAGAUAUCUUAAUACGUCGGUAUGCAGACUACAGACAUCCGGACAUGUGGAAAAAUGACUUGGAGAGAGAUGAUACUGACUCCAGUGUUCCAUUUUCUAAACAAGACAGUAAAAAGUCAGACUAUCUCUACCACUGUGGGGAUGAGACUAAGUUAAGUUCUCUGAAAGACUCUGUGGUAUUUAAGACACAGCCUCCCUCGUUAAAAUUUAAGUCAAAACGAAGAAAAGAGGAUGGGGAACGUUCUCGCUGCGUGUACUGCCAAGAAAGGUUUAAUCAUGAAGAAAAUGGCAGGGGGAAAUGCCAGGAUGCUCCAGACCCAGUUAAAAGAUGCAUAUAUCAAGUUAGUUGCAUGCUCUGUGCUGAGAGCAUGUUAUAUCAUUGUAUGUCAGACUCAGAGGGAGACUUUUCUGACCCUUGUUCGUGUGACACUAGCGAUGACAAGUUCUGCCUAAGGUGGUUAGCCCUGGUAGCUCUGUCUUUCAUUGUACCAUGUAUGUGCUGCUACGUCCCUUUGAGAAUGUGCCAUCGCUGUGGUGAGGCAUGUGGGUGCUGUGGUGGGAAACAUAAGGCUGCUGGGUGAAGCAGUCCAGGGCCAGCAUGAGCUUAAAACCUUCAUCUCCAGGAAUUAGCUAACUUGGAUUUGUGGAAGCUGUUGGCAAGCAAUAUGGAAUCUUGCCUGGUAUCACUGGGGCCAUGCGUAGAGGAAGCAGAACUCAUCAGUUCUUGUGAUUUACAGAUGCUAGCCAUGCCUGUUUCCCUGAGUGCAUGGCAUGUUCUGGGACAGAUCAUAGAGUAUUUUCAGAAGGAAGUCAUUUCUGGUUAUUGACUACAAAAGGUCAACAUAGAAUAUGAUUCAACUAAAAGGGAUUAAUUUUGGCAUUUUUAUAUUUAUGCACUAGGUGAUGGGACUUUUUAAAGAUUUGAAUUCUUUAGGACAUUAACUAAAAAGUGCACUAAGGGACAGUGAUUUCAGUACAGAAAAGUUAGUACUUGGGAAAUUAAGAGAUAAAAUAAAUGCAACUAAAUCAUUAGUUGUUUUUGAAAGCAGUUUUAUGUAUAAAUAACAAAUGUUUAUAUUUAACUAAGUGUAAGGUACGAACUAUGACACAUUAAACUUUUCUUGCCCUUCCUAGUUCUGAGGCAGAUGUGCACAUAUCUGCUGCCACAUUCCAUAUGUGUUGAGUAUUUAACUCAUCUAGUUAAUAACGUUUGUAUCCAUGUGAAAGGUUUGGUAAGUUCAUCCUCAUUUCUCUUUGGCUGCAGUAUAUAUUGAGUUAUAUCUGUACAUUCUGGAAAUCUAAAAUCUUUAAAAUACUCUAAUAGCCUUGAGUGACCAACUUUUUUUUAAAAGCACAGAUGUAAUUGUCUAAUGUUCUGAUGGAAAUGUAACACUUAUUUUUAUAUAAAGAGACUAAGUAAACAUAGAAGAAAUUGAGGGUUCUUUUAGUUGUUUUGUUUCUGUGGUAUUCAACCAGCAAGUUUUUUUUUUCUUCAGAGUUUCAUCCUUCAAAGAACUUAACUGCAUUUACAAAUGUUUUUACAAGGCAGAAGCGUUAACUAACUGGAUAGUUAGUGUGAAACAGUUUCCGCUGGAGAUCUCCAUUUAUCAUUCUGCUAAGCCAGAAUGUGCACAGCUGUUUCACUGAUUUUUCUGAGCUUAAUCCUCUGCUUAUUACUCACAUAACAAUGGUAAUACUUUUCAGUUGCAUUUUAUUAUAUUUCAGGAGCAAAGUUACUUUGCAUUUAAGACGUAUGCAGAAUUCUCCCAGGAAAGUAAUCCACCAUUGUGAAUGGAAAUCUUGUACAUCACAUUCCUGUCACAGAGCAUUUGUAUUAUGGGAUGUUUGAUUUACAAAGUGGUGUGAUAUGUGAUAUGUUCCAACAAACAGGUUAAAAGUACUUUGAGGUCAAAUUGUCUUCUUCUUCUUCUUCUUUUUUUUUUUUUUUAAUGUUACAUUAAAGCUCUUGUGAAUGAUUCUUUCACAGUGCUCCCUUAGG
Molecule: messenger RNA, 3403 nt
Organism: Arvicanthis niloticus (Nile rat)
Lineage: Eukaryota; Metazoa; Chordata; Mammalia; Rodentia; Muridae
Gene: Spred1
Product: sprouty related EVH1 domain containing 1
Biological process (GO): multicellular organism development; negative regulation of MAPK cascade
Cellular component (GO): membrane
Molecular function (GO): protein kinase binding
Source: RefSeq, a predicted model, not a curated record